AUGAAGGACUUGAAUUGGCGUCUACGUGGCGCGCAAGAAGAAUCGACAACGUUGGACAGAAGGAAGACUAGCACUCAUCACUCGCCGACCAAGCCGAGCCGCAACAAGACCAUUCGGCGAAGUGCUAGUGCUCCACAGCUCCACGAUCAGGAGUAUGACACAUGGACAAGCUUACAUGAUGAUCCAGAGCCCACAGUUCCAGGUUCUUACGGGACAGAUCUUGCAAGGACUGGCGUCCUCGGGACCGACAUGGACCCAAACUGGCGACGACCAUCCUGCGACAGAAUCAACCUAUUGACAGAGAAAGAUAUCUGUGCGCUCGAAGACUACUUGAAGGGACGUGUUGAUGUAAAACACUCAUGCCUGAUGAAGCUCUCGCGUCACUUUUUCCUUUGGGCGGCAGAGAGCGAGCACUGGACGGCUCGGUCCCAAAAAGGCCUUUGCUAUGCCAUAUUACUCCGGCAGUGCAUUGAGCACUGGCAAGGCUGGCAAGACUAUUUCUGCGCCCUCCGGACGGACAAAAGUGUGCGAUGCGACCUUGAUCAGAGAAUUCGUUUGGCCAUCGGCUCUCUCAGAUGGAAUUCGCGACUCCUGCCACCUGAGAGUGACGCCGAGGCCGGCCCACACAUCAACGUGCGCUCCACCGAGAGUCACAGCAUCGCAGACUAUACGGACAGCCUCCUAGAGGGCCCUCGCGGGACGUUCUUUCCCGCCGUGAAUGAACCCUCGUGUACUACUACUUUAACCGACGUGGCAGCACAAGUUGCAAAGCGCGGCUUAAGCAGGGACACCGGUGCUCCGUACAUCACCGGAGGCAUUGCCACCGCCGUGAGUGGUCUUGCGAUCGGCACAGCCGUCCGAUCACGCUACACAGAGAGGAAAACCUGGAACCGCGACCAAACACAACGAGCGACGGAGCUGCACGAUCUGGUUCGACGAGCAUCCUUACGCGAAGUCGAGAUCGCUCAGCGAGAGGCCGAGGUAGACAGGCGUGAGACAAAGUUGAGAAACGAAAGUGUGGGGGUAACUUUGGGUGCCGACACUUCUGCGCUGGCGAAGAAGGUCGACGAAGAGUCGUAUUUGCGGCGGAGGAGUCUCUUUGGCCGGAGAGACCUGUCGCCCGUCUCACACGUCAAACCUUCUCAAGAGCGCAGGAGAACACCAAGCUCACGCUACACAAUCGUUCCAGAUUGCGAUCGCCACAGCGCUCCACGAGAGCGUGAGUGCUCACCAAGGUCACGACACGAAUACUACGGAGGAGUUUAUGAGGCAUUGAUGCUGGAAGGUGAACUUGCUAGUACCCAGCGUGCAUCCCGUCAGUCGCCCGAGUAUACGAAGAGCCGUCGGAGACCUGUAGAGGAUCAAGCAGCGAAGCUUAGCCGCUGGGAAGCAGAUCUCAAGAACCGGCACGAGGAAAUGACGAAAACGGAAACAUCCCUGCAGCAGCGGCGAGACUAUAUGAAAGUCCAGUUGAAGAAACUUGCUGCCAUCUCCUCGAAGACGGCGGUAUCGACAGACUACGCAAGAUUAUGGCGAACCAUCGCGCUCGUGUUGCAGAUCGUGCACAAGCACCGGCAAAAGCAGCAGGCCACUCUGGAGAGAGACAUGGGAAUGCUGUUCGACCGCGAACGAGACCUGCAGGCGGCCAGAAGGAAGCACGAACGCGAGUGGAAAAUCAGGCGGCAAGAGUUGACCGCACAGGAAACCAGGGAGAGGAGACUGGAUGAGAAGGCCGCGGCACAGAACAAGAUGUACGCCGAUCUCGACAAGGAUAUCGACGACUUCACGAAGACCAAGAGCGAGACUGAAAAGGUGUUGAGAGAGCGGGAGAAGGCGUGGAGGGAGACCAAGAAGAGGGAUGAAGCUGCCGCGUUCCUCAGGCGAAAGGAGUUCUUGAGGCUGUCGGAUGCGCUGGACGCAGCCAGGCGAUCUCACGAGCAGCGGGUGAAACGUGACAAUGAGAUGUUGGAAGAGAAAAAGGCACAUAUACAAGAGGCGCGGAAUCAUCAAGGCGAAGAAGGAGGUCCGGGCGAUGAUGGUCUGUCAUAA
This is a messenger RNA of Cyphellophora europaea CBS 101466, 2049 nucleotides long. RefSeq lists its product as uncharacterized. The record is from RefSeq and is a predicted model, not a curated record. NCBI's taxonomy places the organism in Eukaryota, Fungi, Ascomycota, Eurotiomycetes, Chaetothyriales, Cyphellophoraceae. Bases 1 to 2049 code for a protein of 682 amino acids. The transcript has 2 exons.